This is a messenger RNA of Marmota monax (woodchuck), 3068 nucleotides long. It is a transcript of the gene Wnt8a, whose product is annotated as Wnt family member 8A. Lineage: Eukaryota; Metazoa; Chordata; Mammalia; Rodentia; Sciuridae. Bases 125 to 1180 code for a protein of 351 amino acids. Gene Ontology annotation, biological process: multicellular organism development; neuron differentiation; cell fate commitment. The transcript is spliced from 6 exons. The record is from RefSeq and is a predicted model, not a curated record. Gene Ontology annotation, cellular component: extracellular region. Gene Ontology annotation, molecular function: frizzled binding; cytokine activity.
UGAUUUUUUCCCCCUUGGCCAUUCAGAAUUUGCCCACAUAAAUACUGAGUAAGACUCUGCUCACUCCUCACUUCUCUGCACUUGGCCCUGAGCUGGACCCGGUUCCCUGAGGGUAGGCAGGGCCAUGAGGGACCUGUUCAUGCUGUGGGUAACCAUGGAAAUAUGCUGUGCUACCUUUGGUGCCUCUGCCUGGUCAGUGAAUAAUUUCCUGAUAACAGGCCCCAAGGCCUAUCUGACCUAUACUACCAGUGUGGCCUUGGGUGCCCAGAGUGGCAUCGAGGAGUGUAAGUUCCAGUUUGCUUGGGAACGCUGGAACUGCCCUGAAAAUGCUCUGCAGCUCUCCACACACAACAGGCUAAGAAGUGCCACCAGAGAGACUUCCUUCAUUCAUGCCAUCAGCUCUGCCGGAGUCAUGUACACCAUCACCAAGAACUGUAGCAUGGGUGACUUUGAAAACUGUGGCUGUGAUGAGUCAAAAAAUGGAAAAACAGGAGGCCAUGGCUGGAUCUGGGGAGGCUGCAGCGACAAUGUGGAAUUUGGGGAAAGGAUCUCCAAACUCUUUGUGGACAGUUUGGAGAAAGGGAAGGAUGCCAGAGCCCUGAUGAAUCUUCACAACAACAGGGCCGGCAGGCUGGCAGUAAGAGCUACGAUGAAACGGAUCUGCAAAUGCCACGGCAUCUCAGGGAGCUGCAGCAUCCAGACAUGCUGGCUGCAGCUGGCUGACUUCCGGGAGAUGGGAAACUACCUAAAGGCCAAGUAUGACCAGGCACUGAAAAUUGAGAUGGAUAAGCGGCAGCUAAGGGCUGGGAACAGCGCUGAAGGUUGCUGGGCUCCCACUGAGGCCUUCCUUCCUAGCAUAGAAGCUGAGCUGAUCUUUUUAGAGGAAUCUCCAGACUACUGUACUCGCAAUUCCAGCCUGGGCAUCUAUGGCACAGAGGGUCGUGAAUGCCUGCAGAACAGCCACAACACAUCUAAGCGGGAGCAACGCAGCUGUGGGCACCUGUGCACUGAGUGUGGGCUGCAAGUGGAAGAAAGGAGAACUGAGGCCGUGAGCAGCUGUAACUGCAAAUUCCAAUGGUGCUGCACCGUCAAGUGUGACCAGUGUAGGCAUGUGGUCAACAAGUACUACUGCAUGCGCUCCCCGGGCAGUGCUCGGGCCCGGGGAAAGGGGAGAUCCUGAUAACACCCUACAUGAACUGAUUUGCUCAGUUGCAUGACAGUGGAGGGUGACACCUCUUCUCUCUUGGAGAGAGUAGACUGGAAAACAAUUGGACAAUCACAGGGAUAUCUGUGGUCCUCAUGAUAUCUGCUACAGAUGGGGAAAUGGAGGCCCAAGAUUAUACAGCAUAUUGACAGAGUUGAUAUUAAAACCUGGGCCUCCUCCUAACUUGGGCAGACCCAAUCUUUCCUGCAAGUUACUUCCUGGUAUUUGUCCCUGUACUUAUUAUGCAGCUUGCUAAAAUGGGAAUUUGGGGGAGUCCAUAUCCAGAGGAACCCUCGAAGUAUUUAUUCCUACAAGUUUUAGGCCAUAUCCAGCCCAACUGUGCUGCUGGGAAUCAGAGAAAAUAGAAGCAAAAACUUAAAAGAGUUCAGUUCAGAUCCCAGAAGGAGCAACCUUCUGCCACUGUGGCUAGGUCGAGAAAGACCAACUGCAAAUUCCUGCAGAUAUAUGAGGCAGAGGCUGCCUAUUUCCUACUGGAAGGUUUUUAGAAUGUUGAUUUUUUUUCACCUGAGUAUGCACUUUUUAAGUUCUCCUCACCCGAGCCUAGGGAAAUCAGGAGGGCUUUUUCAGCUCACAAACCAUUCUGGUAUCAAGGAGAGGGAAUGGUCACAGUAAGUAGACAGGUGACUUUCAUUUAUCAGACAAAGAUCUAUAAGAGAGACUUUCUCCAGAGAGCUAUAAAACAUCUAUUUUGCCAUUGUUCCAGAUUGGGAACUCAACUACAUUUUGUAAAAAAUGUUUCUAGGAUACAUCCAACUGAGACCUUUUACUACUCCCCUUGAUAACCUUGGGACCAGGAAGGGAAUUGGAACCCUGCUUCUGUUUCCCAAUUCAGCAGGCUAAUGGAGGAAGCUAGAAAUAUCCAACUCCCUUGAUUCCAAUUUUGACAGAUAAUAAAAUUGAGAUCCAGGCACUGGCCAAUAGAAAAACAAUACAGACUCACAGAUUUACAAGGUGUUAUUUUAAUACCCCCCUAAGUAAUUUGGGCACUAAAGUAGCCCUUUGAACUUGGACUGUAUUCAAAGUGUGUUUGCUCCCUUAACUUGAGCUUCCUAGGUUGUCUAUGCACCAAGGGGGGGGGGCAGGGCAACUGACUAGGAAACUUGUGGAUUCUACUUUCCUCAUUUGCAUUUCUACGUCUUUCUCCACUGGUAAUUUUUGGAGGAGGGGUAGUUUCCCAUGAAGAGCCCUAGGGGCUCAGCCACUGGUUUCCUAAAUCUGAAUUUAGGAAAUCUCUUGGGAAUCACUCCUGUCUGCGAGGGCCUGGUAGCCUGCAGGGAGGUUGAAUAAACAAGUAAAAGGAUGAUCAAAAAGAGUAGAGGGGAGGGGGGAUAGUAGAGGAUAGGAAAGGCAGCAGAAUACAACAGACACCAGUAUGGCAAUAUGUAAAUCAAUGGAUGUGUAACUGAUGUGAUUCUGCAAUUUGUAUACGGGGUAAAAAUGGGAGUUCAUAACCCACUUGAAUCAAAGUGUGAAAUAUGAUACAUCAAGAACUAUGUAAUGUUUUGAACAACCAACAAAAAAAUGUAAAAAAAAAGAGUAGAGAAACACUCCCAGCUUCUUGUUUUAAAUUAGAAAAUCAUUUAAAUGUUUUACAGUAAGAUAAACCAUUUAAAUCAUGGCCCUAUAGUGGAAUUUUAACCCUAAAAUAAUUUUCUUGAAAAAUCUUUAGUAACAUGAUAUUAACAAAGAUGAUUACUAAAUAGCAUGUAUAUGAUGAAUCCAAUUUGUUUUUAAAAAUAUAAAAAUAUUUGCCAUCAUGUAAUAGUAAAUUUGAGUGGUUUAUUCAUUCUUCUGCUUUUAAAAAUUUAUACAUGUGCCUACAAUAAACAAAUAUUUUUGUCAU